AUGAGCGGGGGUCACUUUUGCAUGGAGCGUUUGUCCUUCUGCCUCCUCCUGAGUGCCUGGAGCUGGGGGUGGGCGCCUGGGGGUGCUGCCAAGCCCAAAGGCCAGGGCUACCCGCACAUGAACUCCAUCCGCAUCGACGGCGACAUCACGCUCGGGGGGCUCUUCCCCGUGCACGGCCGGGGCGCCGAGGGCAAAGCCUGCGGGGAGCUGAAGAAGGAGAAGGGCAUCCAUCGCCUGGAGGCCAUGCUCUUCGCCCUGGACCGCAUCAACAACGACCCCGACCUGCUGCCCAACAUCACGCUGGGCGCCCGCAUCCUGGACACGUGCUCGCGGGACACGCACGCCCUGGAGCAGUCGCUGACCUUCGUGCAGGCCCUCAUCGAGAAGGACAGCACCGAGGUGCGCUGUGUCAGCGGGGGACCCCCCAUCAUCACCAAGCCGGAGCGCGUGGUCGGCGUCAUCGGCGCCUCGGGCAGCUCCGUGUCCAUCAUGGUGGCCAACAUCCUGCGGCUCUUCAAGAUCCCCCAGAUCAGCUACGCCUCCACGGCGCCGGACCUGAGCGACAACAGCCGCUACGACUUCUUCUCCCGCGUGGUCCCCUCGGACACCUACCAGGCCCAGGCCAUGGUGGACAUUGUCAAAGCCCUCAAGUGGAAUUACGUCUCCACCUUGGCCUCCGAGGGCAGCUAUGGUGAAAGCGGGGUGGAGGCCUUCAUCCAGAAGUCCAGGGAGGAUGGCGGGGUCUGCGUGGCCCAGUCCGUGAAGAUCCCGAGGGAGCCCAAGCCAGGGGAGUUUGACAAGAUCAUCCGCCGGCUCCUGGAGACCUCGCACGCCCGCGCCGUCAUCAUCUUCGCCAACGAGGACGACAUCAGAAGGGUGCUGGAGGCGGCCAAGAGGGCGAACCAGACCGGGCACUUCAUCUGGAUGGGCUCGGACAGCUGGGGCUCCAAAAUUGCCCCCGUCCUGCACCUGGAGGAGGUGGCCGAGGGCUCUGUCACCAUCCUGCCCAAGAGGGUCUCAGUCAGAGGUUUCGACCGCUACUUCUCCAGCAGGACCCUGGACAACAACCGCAGGAACAUCUGGUUUGCCGAGUUCUGGGAGGAGAAUUUCCACUGCAAGCUGAGCCGGCACGCGCUGAGGAAGGGCAGCAGCAUCAAGAAAUGCACCAACCGCGAGAGGAUCGGCCAGGACUCCUCGUACGAGCAGGAGGGGAAGGUGCAGUUCGUCAUCGAUGCCGUCUACGCCAUGGGCCACGCCCUGCACAACAUGCACAAGAACCUGUGCCCCGGCAAGGUGGGGCUGUGCCCCCGCAUGGACCCGGUGGACGGCGUGGAGCUGCUCAAGUACAUCCGCAACGUCAACUUCUCAGGCAUUGCUGGGACUCCUGUGACAUUCAAUGAGAACGGAGAUGCCCCGGGGCGUUACGACAUCUACCAGUACCAGAUCAGGAACUCCACCCCUGAGUACAAAGUCAUCGGGCAGUGGACAGACCACCUGCACCUCCAGGUGGAGAGCAUGCUGUGGCCUGGGGGCGGGAGCCAGCAGCCCAGCUCCAUCUGCAGCCUGCCCUGCAAGCCAGGCGAGAGGAAGAAGCUGGUGAAGGGCAUCCCCUGCUGCUGGCACUGCGAGCGCUGCGACGGCUACCAGUACCAGCUGGACGAGUUCCACUGCAAGCGCUGCCACUUCAACGAGCGGCCCAACGAGAACCACACCAGCUGCACGCCCAUCCCCAUCAUCAAGCUGGAGUGGAGCUCGCCCUGGGCCGUGGUGCCCGUGUUCAUCGCCAUCGUGGGCAUCAUCGCCACCCUGUUCGUGGUGAUCACCUUCGUGCGCUACAACGACACGCCCAUCGUCAAGGCGUCGGGGCGGGAGCUCAGCUACGUCCUGCUCACGGGCAUCUUCCUCUGCUACGCCACCACCUUCCUGAUGAUCGCCGAGCCCGACCUCAGCACCUGCUCCCUGCGGCGCAUCUUCCUGGGGCUGGGCAUGAGCAUCAGCUACGCCGCGCUGCUCACCAAGACCAACCGCAUCUACCGCAUCUUCGAGCAGGGCAAGAAGUCGGUGAGCGCCCCGCGCUUCAUCAGCCCCGCCUCGCAGCUGGUCAUCACCUUCAGCCUCAUCUCCCUGCAGCUCGUCGGCGUCUGCAUCUGGUUCAUCGUGGACCCGUCCCACUCUGUCAUUGACUACGAGGACCAGCGGACUACAAACCCCCACUUUGCCCGGGGUAUCCUCAAAUGUGACAUUUCGGACCUGUCCCUCAUCUGUUUGCUCGGGUACAGCAUGCUCCUCAUGGUCACCUGCACUGUGUACGCCAUUAAGACCCGCGGGGUCCCGGAGACCUUUAACGAAGCCAAGCCCAUUGGGUUCACCAUGUACACGACUUGCAUUGUGUGGUUAGCCUUCAUCCCAAUAUUUUUUGGGACGUCGCAGUCGGCGGAAAAGAUGUACAUCCAGACCACGACGCUCACCAUCUCGGUGAGUCUGAGUGCCUCGGUGUCCCUGGGCAUGCUCUACAUGCCCAAGGUGUACAUCAUCCUCUUCCACCCGGAGCAGAACGUCCCCAAGCGCAAGAGGAGCCUCAAGGCCGUGGUGACAGCUGCCACCAUGUCCAACAAGUUCUCCCAGAAGGGAGGGUUCCGCCCCAACGGAGAGGCCAAGUCGGAGCUCUGCGAGAACCUGGAAACACAAGCACUGGCCACCAAGCAGACCUACGUCAGCUACAGCAACCACGCCAUUUAGCUCCAGGAACAGCGAGCAGGAGGCAGCUGAGCUCCUGGCAGGGACAGCACCACAGGACAGGCAGGUGGCAGCCGGGGGACAGCCCCAGGGCAGAGUCCUGGGGGAAAACGCCAUCAACAGCAGCAAAAAAAAAUCCAUAAAGAAACACUAAAACUCUUCCAGCGCCCACGGUGGCGAUGCAUGGCUCCCACAGAGCGGGGACGGAGCACGGGCAAGAGGGCACGGACUUCAGCAAGUCUUUGGGUUUUGUUUUUUCCUGUAUUUUGGCAAAAAAGAGAAAAAAAAAAAUAAGAGCCCCGGCAUUUUCCCUUUUCUGGAAUUUGUGAGAUUGUUUGUGGUUGUGCAGAACCUUCUGUUUUCUCUUUUUAUUUUAUUUUAAUCUUCCAUCUUCUUUUCGUUCCUGUCUUCCUCCGUCCCUCUUCACUCUCUACCCCAUAUCCUACCAAAUUCUAUAUGUUGCAAAAAGGAAAAAUAAAUAAAAAUACUUAAAAUUUACAUUUAAAAAAAAAACAGACAGCAAAAUAAAAUAAAAUAAAACCUAGACUGUGUUCAAAGUGCUGAUUUCUAUAGGUGGUUCCUUAAUGUAUGUGAUGACCAUAUGGAUUGAAAUAUGUCUGCUUUAUGUACUGACCAGUCAAAAAACAAAAACACACAAAAAAAAACAAAGUUCAGUGCCUGGAUGUUUAUGAAUUAUUCGAUGACUGUGUAGAGCAUGAUCAUUUUUAUACGAGGAGAUUUCUAAUAAAAGACCCUGGUUUUGCACUCGG
Molecule: messenger RNA, 3506 nt
Organism: Agelaius phoeniceus (red-winged blackbird)
Lineage: Eukaryota; Metazoa; Chordata; Aves; Passeriformes; Icteridae
Gene: GRM4
Product: glutamate metabotropic receptor 4
Biological process (GO): G protein-coupled receptor signaling pathway
Cellular component (GO): membrane
Molecular function (GO): G protein-coupled receptor activity
Source: RefSeq, a predicted model, not a curated record